Messenger RNA from Exserohilum turcica Et28A, 1575 nucleotides. RefSeq lists its product as uncharacterized. Gene Ontology annotation, biological process: transmembrane transport. Lineage: Eukaryota; Fungi; Ascomycota; Dothideomycetes; Pleosporales; Pleosporaceae. The coding region runs from base 1 to 1575 and encodes 524 amino acids. The transcript has 3 exons. Gene Ontology annotation, molecular function: transmembrane transporter activity. The record is from RefSeq and is a predicted model, not a curated record.
AUGGCGACCAGUGACUUCAAGCCCGAGGCGAGCGCCCAUGUCGAGAUUGUCGACGCGCACAAGAAGGCGGCCAAGCCCGUCGUGGGCACCAUUAGGCUUUUCGACGAAGAUGGCAUCGUCCUGAUUCCCACGCCGACCAGGGACCCCAACGACCCUCUCAAUCUGCCGACGUGGCAAAAGUACAUCAUCCUCAUCAUAGUCGGCCUGUACGCAGCCACGGGCAAUCUCAUGGCCAGCGGCAUCACUGCCAUCCUGCCCAUCGUGCAAGCCUCGUAUGGCGGGAAUCCAAAGACCAGCGACCUCGCAACAUGGCCUGCCUUCUACAUGGGCGUUGGCAACCUCCUCGCCAUUCCCGUUGCCCACGCCGUGGGGCGCAGGCCGGUAUACCUCCUGUCGACCAUUGUCCUGUCCUUUGGCUGCCUCUGGUGCGCCGCUAGUGGCAGCUUGGAAUCGCACAUUGCCGGAAGAGACGUCAUGUCCAUUGCUGCAGGUCAAGCCGAAGCUCUUUGUCCCAUCAUCGUCCAGGAGAUUUUCUACCUGCACGAAAGGGGAAACGUCAUUGCUUGGUUCUGCGCACUCCAGACUCUUGGUACUGCAGCCCUUAUCGUGUCCAGCUCGUACCUCGCCAGCGAUCUCGGCUGGAGGUGGUGGUAUGGCGUCUUUGGCUGCUUGAGCGGAACCAUUGCUGUUCUCAGUAUCAUCUUUGUCGUCGAGACAAAGUACGAGCGCACGCUGGAAGCACUGAAUGGUGAAGGUAUCGAUGAAGACGGGACGCUCGUUCCGGUAACAACCAAUACCAAGCGCGAGCUCGACACCAUCAACUAUGCACCGCGCAGCUUCAUCCGGGGCAUGUUGCCAUGGAAUGGCCGUGCGCACUGGUCAGAGGCCAUCGACUGCUGGAAACAGAUGUUUCAAAUCAUCUGGUUUCCCAACAUUAUCUGGCUCGUCUUGAUCAACUCUGCCGCGCUCGGCAUAUAUGUGCUCAUGUCGGCAUUAUUCGCCGAAGUGCUGGUCAAGCCACCAUUCCUCUGGAACUUCAACAUGCUUGGCUACGUCUUCGCCGGACAGGUCGCCACUGCAGUCGCGGUACCCUUCUUCUGUGGAUACUUGAGUGAUUUGAUCGUCAAGGUAUUGAGUAAGAGGAACGAUGGCGUCAGUCAGCCCGAGUACCGCUUCCUCGCGCUGAUUAUUCCACUCAUCUCCAUUCUCAUCUCGACAAUCAUUUACGGGAGAACGGCCCAGAAUCCCAACGAUUGGACCUGGGCAGGUAUCGCCGUUACGCUCAAUACCGAGUACUUUGGCUUUGUCGGUAUCGUGGUAUCCAGCUUUGUGUACUGCAUGGAUGCCUAUCCUCAGCGCAUCGAUGCUGCGCUCGUUCUCAUCUGCUCUUUGAGAGGUUUCAUUGGCUUCGGAAUCUCCUUUGGUUCGAUCAGCUUUGUGAACAGCGCGGGGUAUGAGGGUGCAUUCAACAUCUGCGCUGGAAUCGUGGGGGCCUUGAUGGGUCUGGGCGUCUUUGUAUACAUGUUUGGUUCCAAGAUUCGUUCAAUGACGCAGAAGUGGGCUCAGGAUGAAUAA